UUGCGGCCGCGGCCGCUUUGCACUCAUUCACUCCAGUCCUCUGCCGACUGUUGCGGUAUACGCACGCGCGCACUCUCCACGCCGUCAGAUGUUAGUCUACGAUUACGACAUCGCGUCGCAUCUCGGACUUUUACCGUGACAGUGAAACAAACACUAACGAAUAUGGGUUAAACGCCCCCUUAGGCGUAAUGAGUCCGGGUGAGCGUGCCGCCCUAGGGCGCCGCGAACCCGCUCGCCCUCAGUAUGCCACCACCGCACCGGGAUUCCCGCCACCCUACUACCCGCCCUAUGGUGUGCCACACCCGAAUGCAUGGCUUGGCGCGCCCCUUAUAUCCAUGGCGGGACGAGCACCACCACCCGUCCGGAACAACCCCGUGUCAAAACUAGCUAUGCACGCUCAAGGCGCGCCCCUUAUCAUACAAAACAGGCACGACCGAAGAAAGUACACCACUGCACCUGAGCAACGCAGCCAUCGUCCUGUAGGGCACAACGAGCACGCCACCAGAGACAGGUGUGAAGCCUCCGAGGGAAACCGGCCCCGUAUCCAGCAGCAACAAACACGUUCCACUCGAGGCGGACGUAACAACAACACGGAUGCGGUUAGUGUCGCGAGCGAUGAGAGUUCCGGCUCUACAAACUCUGAAACAAUGUUGCCCAGGAUUAUUAAACCGAGAAAGCGACGCAAAAAAGACAGGAAACCAAAUUCCAUGGCGCCACAUGACUUAAGUGCUGCUAGUUUAGACCUCGGUGAUGUGGACAAUUGUGCGGUUUCGGGAAUCAGUGCUGCGGUGCGUAGUAUUUAUGAAGAUUCUUACUGCCGAGAAAUGUCCUUGCCGUAUCGUUUGGAUGUUAAAGUGAUGGAAUAUCCAGAGCCAGUGCCAGAGACGUAUCGUGUGUCUGCGUUAGGUGAAGCUUUAGAAGCUACUCGGUUCGGUUUAGCGGAAGCCGCUUCGCCUGCAGAGUCUGCUGUCACUUCGUGUCAGUGCCGCUAUUGUGAUCCCGUAGGACAAAUAUGGGAUGCAGAUUCGAUCACAGAUUUGCUCGAUGAAAAUUCUAGCGUAGAUUUCGCUCCUACGAAAUUGGAAGACUCAAUGAAAGUCGUCGGGCCACUAGGCAGGCGGGGAGCGGACACUACUUUGAGACGUAGCUGGAGUGACCCUUCUUCGCGGGUGCCUGAACGACGGGAAGCUAACACUAGCGACACUUAUUCAGCACCCAAUUUGUACUCAUUAUUCCCACCCACCAGGAGAACGAGCUCCCCGGAGCCGCGCUCUCCGCUCGCUUUGGAGAUAUCGUCAGAGAUUGUCACUUCGAUGAACGGUCAUCGUGACCUGGAAAUCAAGUUAUUUUCGACCUCGCCUUCGGCAACGAACUCCGACCGCCGCUCCUUCUUCGCUGGUAAAAGUGAAAGUGCUACGAACAGAUGCAUUACCGCGAGUUACGACCUUAAAGUGAAGAGUGUGGUGAACAGUGACAAAGUUAAGUCUAGUGUUAAAAAGGAUGGCAAAAGUAGUGAGGAGGUUUCCGAAUCGGUGUGUUCGACUACAUUCUCUGCCGGCGAUUCUUCGCGCAACAUUUGUGAUUUAGCUUUAGUUACUGCCUGAGAUCAUUGCGAUCGAAUUGCGCGAUAUAAGAUAUAUUGAAAUACUGGUGUCGUCUAUCACUCAUUAGAGAACUCCGCGCCUUUUGAGCUGGACUCAAAUUGUUACAGCGAGGCAUGCAUGGAGCAUCUCAACGACCCAUUAUAAUUGAGAUCUCCGCAUCAGUUUCCUGUAGAUUCUAUAAUUAAUUUAUUAUUAACAAUAACGUAGGAAGCUGACGGGGAGCUUUAUCUGGAGACAAAUUAAAUUCGCCGUUUGUCAAAGUUUAAGGUUUCACAGGCCUUUCAAAUAUCCUUUUUGACUCCCUAUUGGUUAUUGACAUCUUAGUUUUAGUAGGUCUCACUCCUAGAUAGCAUCUUGUGCCUACGAGGCUUACGAGUUUGUGUAAUUAGCGUUUCACACUACUGACACGGUUCUCGCGGCUCGAGACUCGCUAUUGCGGUUUCCCGCGAUUUUCACCGCGCACGCCGUUCCGGAUGGCGCCUCGCCAUUCCACUACUAAUGAUUCCAACACCUCAACCAACAUUUCAUUCGCUUCCAUCAUUAUUUCAUUUUCCGUUACCACCGUAUACUCAUAUAUUAAACGUCUUCUGGGUUAACAAAAUCAAUAAACUGUGCCAGGCAAUAUGUCGUAAUGCAUUUGAAUAAAUUUCUUAUUAACCGUGACAAAUUGUUUUGUUCGGCACGUAAGGAAAUUGUAUAAUAAAAUUAUCACAUGCAUGAAUGAAGCUGUUUACAAAGAUAAAGUCAGUGCCAGUUUUCUUACCUCUGUAUCAUCAUUAUAAUCUAUUCCAUCCAUUGCAUCAUCAUAAAUCAUGGAUCGUAGAAAUCAUAUUCAUCAAAUUCAUUCGCCAUACGCACGUUUCUCGCCGCCCACUGCAGAAACAUUAGAAUUUGUAUUUCAUACGCCACCGUUGGAAGCGAUAAAACAACAGUUAUUUCCCUCUACUUACGUGACUGACGUCGGCAAGUUAAUAGUAUUCCCCCACAAUCGUUAUCGUUGCAUAACAGCCGCAUUGUUGACACUUUGAUCUUUGUUGAUCCAUUUACGCCUCUUCCCUGCUAUCAGACUUGAAACGAGCCGGUUAUGCGGUCGUUGCCUUUGUUCCUAGAUUGAUACCAACGUGUAUAACAAUUGUUGUCCAAUUGUAAAUUUAUGAUCACAAUUAUAAUGCACCGUACUUGCGUGCUGGUCACGAUGUUGAAAAAAAUGGCAUUGUUGGCGUUUCAAAACAAAACAUACAGAGUUCAUAGCGUACAACUAAUUUUCUUUUUUCAUUGAUAAACGGCGAAUUCAAAAACUCCCGCGUGUCUCGGUAUGUAUUCGUUUAUCGAGGGUCCAACAAGUUUGUAAGUCCAGAUAAAGCUCCAUACUGUAGAUAAUGUGAAUAUAACUAAGUUAUUCAUUGACUGUACGUACGCCUGUAUACAGUCUCUAUCGUUGGGUUUUACACUCCACGGGCUAUUUCGAUGUUUUAAUUUUUUUUUGUUUAUGUGCUGUGUUCGCUUGCGUGGGUCGACAUGAUAAAUUGGUUCUUGGUUUCCUUUUUUUUUUUCUUACGACAUGCUCCGCGUAGAUGGGGAGUUAUCUAAAUCAAAUUCCUAUAGAAUUUCGUAUUAGUGGGACUAUGUGAAUUGACAUAUUUAUCGAAGGCUCCAUUAACGGCCGCCUUUGAAGUUAGGCCUUCUUUAUGUUUACUUUUAUCCGAGUGGAGGAGGGCGAUAGCUCCUUUAUUGUUACUGUUAACUUGAGUUAUUGAAAUUGGGUGCUCGAAUUAUUUGUUAUCUUUUCUUUGAGUUGAGAAUGGUGGAAUGUAAUCUCAAUUGAAUUAUUAAUGUUUUUUUCUACGCUGAGCCUCGGUUUGUGUUGGGAUUUCGUAAGGGCGUGGCGCCUAAUGUGGUUGUAAAACUCAACGAUACAACCUCAAUUUAAUGUAAACAAAUAGGCUAUGUCUAACUUACUGAGUGAAUGCAUUUUAUAUGAGGGUCCGUGUGGACGAGCCAAUUCAAUGGUCAAAUGUCAGAGGCACGAAGUGCAUUAUGUCGGCUACACACUAUCUUAUGACCGAGAAUUAACGUACAUUGCGUAGUUUGUAUGUGAACUUUUAUUUACUUCAAAAAAGCCAGCAAUGUAUGUCGAAUCCGCCAAAGUUUGGCGAACUAUUUGCAGAUAGUGUAUAUCCGCAUUGAACGAAGGCGUUAAUUUGCGUCCAACGGUAUAGUCAUAUGUGUUUAUUAGUAAUGAUGUAAAAUAUUACUCCACAAAGUGGAAUUUUAUCUGGGUUCAAGUUAAUUAUAUCAGUUUCAUCUAUUUUCCAAUUGGCGCCUAAAACUUUAUUUUUUUUGCCUCGUGCACGCGGACUCUACAAUAUAUAGGUUAAUAUUUGUUUGUGUAUGUCAUGAGACAUGAGUUACACACAUUCGCACACUAUUUUUGUACAAUAAAUACCAUGUCCUUA
Molecule: messenger RNA, 4060 nt
Organism: Plodia interpunctella (Indianmeal moth)
Lineage: Eukaryota; Metazoa; Arthropoda; Insecta; Lepidoptera; Pyralidae
Exons: 1
Coding region: 189-1604 (471 amino acids)
Source: RefSeq, a predicted model, not a curated record